AUGGAAGAUGGUAACAUCCAGGAGCAAGCCAUUAAGAAAGUUACUACCCUGUACGACCACCGAACUCCAAGAAGGUUGGAACAUUUGGACAAACUUGGACAGAAUCUAGAGAACCUUAGCAAGCAGGUUGGCAGAAAGGUCGGCCAAACCUUUGAGAGGGUUGCUCCAAAUUCGUUUUUGGAUAGUAUAAGUUAUGAGAGUGAGAGACUUAGAAGUCAUAGUGAGCAUUCUUCUAGAAGGAAUAGUGAUGAUGGUGGGAGGGCCAGACAAGAGGGAUUUAGGCAUGAUGGCAUCAGCUCAGAACCUCCUACGGCAAACGUUACGAAUUUCAACGCUUGGGGCGAGCUGAACAGCUCUACCUCCACGACUAGAACAGAACUUAGUUCUUCUGAUGGAGGAGAUGAUCAAGUAAACAAAAACCGUCGUCGAAGUCACGAGUCAGCGUUACCAGCAACUCCAAUGCAUAGCAACAUGCCAUGGAUAUCAACUGAUAAUUUAGCUCCGGAUACAGCUUUCGGUUCUUCGUUAGCAGAUAUCAUGGAGAGUCCGGCUAAUAAGGUCCAUCUUCGCGACGACAUCAAAUCCAUCCGUUCGGACGACUCGUCAGAUGAACGCAAGCCUCGUGGUUGGCGACUGAUCAAGAAUGUGACAACAGCAACUGGAGCCUUCACUUCUAAGGGGCAAGGUCAUACGUCUUUGCCUGGAACGCCUCUGCCUAGUUUUCAGUCAAAACCUGACAGCAAGAGUUCAAACUACGCCAAAGAAAACAGAAAGCCUUCAUUUCCUUCAUAUCCUAAUGAAAAAGACGAAAAUUUAGGAGAAACUAGUCCAGAGGGUUUGGAGCCAGAAUCUUUGAUGUUCCGUGACGGUAGAAGACGAAUUGACAUGGUGUUAGCUUAUGAAGAAGAAGAUUAUGGAGUCAUGACUGAGGUGGAAGCUAGGAAGCGGGAGCACAGGAAAACAUUCCAAGAAAAUUUAGUAAGAGAAGGUUUAGAACUAGAGUUAGAAAAUAAGUGCUUGUCCUUUGACGAGAAAACUUGGUUCCUCAAAAUCCACAUCCCUUGGAAGACUGAAAUGAGGCUUGCUGAAGUGAUCGGGAUGAAAUUACCUACGAAGAGGUUCAUCACGAUAUCUGUUCGGGCUUGGAGUGAUGAAAAACAGGCAGAAAAAGACAAACGGUGGCACUCAAAAUGGCGCCGGCGAUGGAAACAGAUAUAUGAAUACGAACACUCCAGAAUAGAACCUGAACCUUCGUUUUACGGUGCUACUGAUCAACGAGGAGCCCGUAGAGAGGAAAUGUUUCUAGUAAAAGACAGACACACACAAUUUUCACCGGCACAAAGAAGUUUUUUAGUUAUGCAGAUAUUAGUACGAGCCAAAUACGAUAUCAAUGAAACUAAGUUGGGAAUCCGUCGCUUACUCAAUGAUGGCACAUACCUAGCAUGUUUUCCUUUACACGAAGGCAGACAUGACAUUGGCAUGUCUGAUGGAAGUAUUACGGACAGAAGGCUCUUAUAUUUAGAAUGGGCUCGUCCUGCCAAAUGGUAUAAAAAGCAGCCACUCUGGCUCGUCCGACGGUAUUUUGGUGACAAGAUAGGUCUCUACUUCUGCUGGCUCGGAUUCUAUACUAAGAUGCUCUACGCUCCAGCUAUAGUAGGAACUCUAUGUUUCUUAUAUGGACUUGCUAGUAUGGAAUCAAAUGAUAACAUUCCAAGCAAAGAGAUUUGCGACCUCAAAGGACCAGGUAACAUUACGCUGUGUCCUCUCUGUGACAAAGCAUGUCAGUACCAGUCUCUAGGCGACUCCUGCUUGUUCGCUAAACUAACGUACUUAUUUGAUAACCCAGCCACUGUCUUCUUUGCAAUCUUUAUGUCAUUUUGGGCUACAACAUUCCUAGAACUUUGGAAGCGAAAACAAUCAAUAUUAAAAUGGGAAUGGGAUUUAGCAGGAGUUGACCAGGACGAAGAUCCCAGGCCAGAAUUCGAGACCUCAGUGAAAACAUUCCGUACAAACCCAGUAACUAGAGAGAAGGAACCUUACCUUCCUACAUGGCAGAAGACUGUAAAAUAUGUUGCUAGCAGUUCUGCUGUCUUAUUUAUGAUUGCAAUUGUAAUGGGUGCCGUGCUUGGCACUAUAAUCUACCGAAUAUCUAUGGUGUCGGUCAUUUACGGUGGCUCCGGCUUUUUCAUCAGACGCCACACAAAAAUCUUCACCACCAUGACUGCUGCCGUCAUUAACUUGAUCAUCAUCAUGAUUCUCACUAGGAUUUACGCCAAAAUCGCUGUCGCGCUCACCAAUAUGGAGAACCCUCGCACACAAACCGAGUACGAAGACUCUUAUACAUUUAAGAUAUUCUUCUUCGAGUUCAUGAACUUCUACUCCUCGCUUAUCUACAUAGCAUUUUUCAAAGGUCGUUUCUAUGACUACCCAGGAGAUGAUCAAGCUAGAAAGUCCGAAUUCUUCAAGUUAAAAGGAGACAUUUGUGAUCCAGCAGGAUGUUUAUCAGAAUUGUGCAUCCAACUGGCUAUAAUCAUGAUAGGAAAACAGAUAUUCAACAACAUCGUUGAGCUGGGUUACCCAAAAUUCCAUAACUGGUGGCGGCAACGGUCACACCGGGCCGUCACCAGGGACCUAAGCAAGCCACACAUGGCCUGGGAACAAGACUACCAUCUCCAGGAUCCUGGAAGACUGGCUUUGUUUGAUGAAUACCUGGAGAUGAUUCUCCAAUACGGCUUCGUGACUUUAUUCGUGGCAGCAUUCCCCCUGGCGCCAUUGUUUGCUCUGCUAAACAACAUAGCUGAAAUACGUCUGGACGCGUACAAAAUGGUGACGCAAGCAAGGAGACCUUUGGCUGAAAGGGUCGAGGACAUUGGAGCUUGGUACGGCAUUCUCAAGGGAAUCACUUACGCAGCUGUCGUAUCAAAUGCGUUCGUGAUAGCUUAUACAAGCGACUUUAUACCCCGGAUGGUGUACAAAUACGUGUAUUCUCCGGACCACACAUUGGCGGGGUACAUUGAUCACUCCUUAUCUCUAUUUAACACAUCAGACUACCGUGAAGACUGGGGGGCGGACGAGAACGAAGAAGACCCACCAGUGUGCGCGUACCGAGGGUACAGGAAUCCCCCCGACCAUGCGGACCCUUAUGGACUCUCACCGCACUACUGGCAUGUGUUCGCUGCGAGAUUGGCCUUCGUUGUGGUGUUCGAGCAUGUGGUGUUCGGUCUCACUGGUCUCAUGCAGCUCUUCAUCCCGGACGUGCCGAGUGAGCUCCGAACCCAGAUACAGCGAGAAGCACUCCUAGCUAAAGAAGCCAAAUACGAACACGGCAGGCGGAGGCUCAGCACGGAGUACAGGCAGCUCAUCACACAGAAAAGUGAGAGCGCCACAGCUGCGAGUGCAGCGAACCCGGGCCCCGAGCGCGGGGGAGCGUGGGCGCGGCGCCCUUCGCGCGUCUCGGACGGACUCGACGCGCACGUCGCCGUAGCUCAACGGCCCUCUUCUCCCUAUAAGCGAGCUGCUUAUCACUGA
Molecule: messenger RNA, 3528 nt
Organism: Arctia plantaginis
Lineage: Eukaryota; Metazoa; Arthropoda; Insecta; Lepidoptera; Erebidae
Source: the annotation of a GenBank genome assembly